Messenger RNA from Cinclus cinclus, 1867 nucleotides. RefSeq names its product chaperonin containing TCP1 subunit 4 (gene CCT4). Gene Ontology annotation, biological process: protein folding. NCBI's taxonomy places the organism in Eukaryota, Metazoa, Chordata, Aves, Passeriformes, Cinclidae. Gene Ontology annotation, cellular component: chaperonin-containing T-complex. The record is from RefSeq and is a predicted model, not a curated record. Gene Ontology annotation, molecular function: ATP binding; ATP-dependent protein folding chaperone; ATP hydrolysis activity. Bases 55 to 1593 code for a protein of 512 amino acids. The transcript is spliced from 13 exons.
CCCCGUUCUGGAAGCAUCCCGCGCCCAUCCCGGUCUGUCCCACUCGGCCCGGCCAUGCCCGAGAGCGUGCCCGGCAGAGCCCCCGGCGGGGCCGGCAACAAGGCCAAGGGCGCCUACCAGGACCGCGAUAAGCCCGCCCAGAUCCGCUUCAGCAACAUCGCCGCCGGCAAAGCUGUUGCUGAUGCAAUUAGAACGAGUCUUGGACCAAAGGGAAUGGAUAAAAUGAUUCAGGAUGCUAAGGGAGAUGUGACAAUCACUAACGAUGGUGCCACUAUCCUGAAACAAAUGCAGGUUCUGCACCCUGCAGCCAAAAUGUUAGUAGAGUUGUCAAAAGCACAAGAUAUUGAAGCUGGUGAUGGCACAACCUCUGUUGUUGUCAUUGCUGGAGCUCUUUUGGAUGCCUGUUCCAGACUCCUUCAGAAAGGAAUUCACCCCACCAUCAUUUCAGAGUCAUUCCAGAAGGCUCUGGAUAAAGGUAUUGAGGUGCUGACCAACAUGGCCCAGCCUGUGGAGCUCAGUGACAGGGAGACCCUGCUGAACAGUGCAACAACUUCCCUCAACUCCAAGGUUGUGUGUCAGUAUUCCAGUUUACUUUCUCCAAUGAGUGUGGAUGCAGUGAUGAAGGUGAUUGACCCAAGUACAGCCAAUAGUGUGGACCUCAGAGAUAUUAAAAUUGUUAAGAAGUUGGGAGGCACAAUUGAUGACUGUGAACUGGUUGAGGGACUUGUCCUGACUCAGAAGGUGGCGAAUACCGGCGUAACCAGAGUGGAAAAAGCCAAAAUUGGCCUCAUUCAGUUCUGCUUGUCUGCUCCAAAGACAGAUAUGGACAACCAGAUCGUUGUUUCUGACUAUGCCCAAAUGGACAGAGUGCUGCGUGAGGAGAGAGCCUACAUCCUGAACCUGGUGAAGCAGAUCAAGAAGGCUGGGUGCAAUGUGCUGCUCAUUCAGAAGUCCAUCCUGCGGGAUGCUCUCAGUGACCUGGCCCUCCAUUUUCUGAACAAAGUUAAGAUCAUGGUGGUUAAAGACAUCGAAAGAGAGGACAUUGAGUUCAUAUGUAAGACAAUUGGAACUAAACCUGUGGCUCAUAUUGACCAGUUCACCCCUGACAUGCUGGGCUCUGCUGAGCUGGCAGAGGAGGUCAACUUGAACGGUUCUGGGAAACUAAUAAAGAUUACAGGCUGCACAAACCCUGGGAAAACUGUGAGCAUUGUGGUCCGUGGAUCCAACAAACUUGUCCUGGAGGAAGCAGAGCGCUCCAUUCAUGAUGCCCUGUGUGUCAUAAGGUGCUUAGUGAAGAAAAGGGCUUUGAUCGCUGGUGGUGGAGCCCCCGAGAUUGAGCUGGCACUGCGGCUGAACGAGUACGCACGGACACUGAAGGGAAUGGAGUCCUACUGUGUCCGUGCCUAUGGGGAUGCACUUGAGGUCAUUCCCUCCACCCUGGCUGAGAAUGCAGGGCUCAAUCCCAUCUCCACGGUCACAGAGCUCAGAAACAGGCAUGCCCAAGGAGAGAAAACAGCUGGCAUUAAUGUCAGAAAGGACAAGAAACAUCUCGCAUCUCUACAAAAGUGUUUCAGCUACAAUAGAUCUAUUUAGAAUGAUCCAUCCAGUAGGAUCUGCAGUGGAAGGUGGUCAUAAGAUGGGAGUAGCACCACAGCUUUUUCUCAGCUGGUACUGUUGACCUUUUCUGUUGGCUGAUUUUGACUGGAUAUGUCAAAUGCUUGGGGAGAGAAGAUAUGUGCUGUAAUGCCCCUGUUGCAGGUGAAAGCCCUGUGAUAGUCUAGGAGCUGACUGCCCUCAGGGUUCUGCUAAAAGAAAAUGUGCUAAAUGUGACUGUCUUGCACAGUCACAAAGUGAAUGCUCCUUGUCC